Messenger RNA from Cydia fagiglandana, 3300 nucleotides. Its product is annotated as claspin-like. Lineage: Eukaryota; Metazoa; Arthropoda; Insecta; Lepidoptera; Tortricidae. Gene Ontology annotation, biological process: mitotic DNA replication checkpoint signaling; mitotic G2 DNA damage checkpoint signaling; activation of protein kinase activity. Gene Ontology annotation, molecular function: anaphase-promoting complex binding. The record is from RefSeq and is a predicted model, not a curated record. Bases 1 to 3300 code for a protein of 1099 amino acids. The transcript has 12 exons.
AUGGAGCUAUGUAAGAGUGAAUCUGAAGAAGAGGAGGAAACUAAUGAUACUCCUACAGAAGAUAAUAAAGAGCCAGGUCCUCAAGUUAGUGCUCAAGGUGACAACGUAGCAAGUGAUGAAAAUAAUGUACCCCAGAAUGCUAAUGAAUCCGAAGAGAAUACUGUAGAAGAACCUGUCAAUAAAACAGAAGAAACUAAUGAAAAUGACUUACCAGAUUUGACAGUAGAAAUUGUUCAAAAAGAGCCAGAUUUGUCAAAUGCUAAUAUUGUUGAUAACGAUUCGUCAAUUACUGAUGUUGGUGAUAAAUAUACGCCAAAAACUGAUGAUGGUAGUAAAAAUAUGUCCAAUAAUGAUAUUUCUGGACAAGAUGAUGAUGUUGAAAUGAAGGAUGACUCCGAAGAAAACAUUGCAGAGUGUGAACCUAAUACCAAACUGGCAACUGCAAUCGAAAGCCAGUUGAUGGAACUACGGUACGAAACAGAAAAAAUGCAAAAUACUGAAGACAUAGAUAAGGCACAAGAUUUGGAAAAUUCUUCUGCAAAUGGAGCUGGAAGUGCUUCCAGUGAUGAUACUAACAGAAAAAAUUAUGUAGAAUCAGAUACAAAUAAUGCUGCGAACGAAAAUGUUAAAGACAAUUCACAUGGUGCUGAGUUUGAUGACGAUUUUGAUGAUGUUGAUAUUGAUAUGGAAGACUUGGAAAAUAUUAUUGAUAAUGCAAAAGAUAAUGCAACUGCAGUAGACUCUCCAAUGCUUAUAAGAGAUCCAUAUAAUUUAAAUAAGAAACCAAAACUCACGGGAGCUCCAGGAAUGGUGAUUGAUUUAGAUGGCAGCAAUCCUGUAGUGCCGAGAAAACUAACUGGUGUAGAACUAUUGAAGGAGAGGUUUUCAUACUUUUCAAAAUUGAAAACACCUGAAGAAAAGGAACGAGAAAGGGAGUUAACGAUCAAACCAGGAAUGCAACAUUUGAAAUUAAAACAAGAAUUAGAAGAAAAAAUAUCUGAACAGAGGUCCCUCGAAUGGGCAAAGAGGUUGGAAGAGGAAAAACAACAGCAUGAAGAAAUGAACGCUCUCAGAGGAGAUGACUCUGAUGGUGAUGAUUUGGAGAAGAUUGAGGCGAAAUUGGAAGAGAAAGAAGAUAUAAUGAAAGAUUCAUCAUCGGGAAGCGAAGAAGAGGAGUUGGAGGAAGACGAUUGUGAUAUGAAAGAUAAACCAAGAAAAAAGAAUGCUUUGAUCGAUGACGAAGCUGAAGUUUCCGAGGACGAGGAAGCAGGAGAACAGGCUAAUGAAGCUGAAGGUAACGUUGUUAAUACAGAGGAUGCAGAUAACGAAGACGAGGAUGAAGAAAGUGAAGAAUCUAGUGACGAAUCUUCCGAUGAAGAAGAAAAUCAAUCAAAGCCCAAAAAGGGAAGAAUUUUGAAAGCGUUUGAAGAUUCUGAUGAUGAAAGCAGUAACGUAAACGAAAAUCCCGUUGGUGCUGUUGAUAGCAUCACAGUUAAUCAUGUUGCUACAGUUAGUCAAAUUGUUAAAGAUUCCCAAGAUGAUGUAAUACCUCUAGCUCAAACAAAUCAGUCGCAUUCAGAAGAUUUAUUUGGUAGUCAGACAAGCAUUAAUCCAAGUAGUACAAGCGAAGACGCGAAGAAAAAUCCUGAUGAAGACUGUGCUGAUAUGACCACUCAAACCUUCUCUAUUUUGAACACUAAUACACAAAAACUAAGUACUACUGAUAAAGUUUUAAGUGUUCCUACUAACAUUGAUGUUAUUUGUGAAACACAACCUGUGGAUGGGCCAAGUUUAGAUGACGUUGUUGGCAUGUGUUCUGGAAAAUUCACUCAGACGCAAAAUGUAAUACCCGCCGAAUCACAACUGACUGAAUCGCAAAGCCCUAUCGGUGAAGACAUCCUUGCACUGUGUACUGGCAAAUUCUAUGACAAUCAAUUUGUAAUAUCUCAAGAAGAUGGACUGGAAAAAGAUACAACAACUAAUACUGAGAAAGAACCUAUUAAAAAACAAGAGGAAAAGGAUCUCCUUGAUUCCAUUCUUCACGAAAUGGAUGAGCCAGUUGAAGAUUCAAAUAGAAAAAAGAUAAUAUUUGAUAAUGCUACUGAAAAUGAAGCAGUAUCCUUUGAUGCUGUAAAUCAUAUGAGAAAGAAGUUCACAAUCGACAGUGAUGAUGAAAGUAAUGUAGAUGCGGAGAAACCAGCUAAGAAGAAGAAAUUAAAGAAAAGGAAACUUGAAAAGCGGGCUCUUCAAAUAUCAGACGACGAAGAUGAAGAGGAACUGUUGCAUUCCGACGAAGGUGAAGAUUACAUGUCGGAAGUUGAAGAAGAUAAUGGCGUGGAGAGAAUAGUUGAAUAUGAUUCCGAAGAGAAUGAGGUAGAAGUGAAGCCUCAAAAACAAAAGAAGAGUCGCAAGAUGGCGGAAUUCUUCGAGAACGAAGCAGAGCUGACGUCUGAAGAUGAAUGGGUGGGGUCAGGGGACGAGGAUGAGAGAGGCCUCGACAGAAUGGAGCGCGAGGAGGGUGAUGAUGACACGUUCCAUCAGGGCCAGUUGCAGAGAGAGCUGGGGCAGAUACACAUGCGUGAUGUAUUGGACCAAGACAAGCGGGAAGUGAGACUGAUUCAGGAGCUGCUGUUCGAAGACGGUGACCUGGGUGAUGGCGGACGACAGAGGAAAUUCCGGUGGAAGAAUCUAGAUGGUGAGGAGGAGCCUGGUGCCGUGCCCGAGUUGUUCGCUGAAAGUCAAGAAGAGGAAUUCGAGUCUGAAGAGCAGUGGAGAAAGCAGCGGCAUGAACGGGAAGUCUUCCUUAGGAACUUGAAAGAGAAAGAAACAGAAGAGCAUAGCAUCAGUAUAGACCGAAGCACCAUAAUCAAGGCGAACCUCUGCUCCCGAACCAUGUCCAGUCUGCUCAUGGAAGCCAACGGGAGCAGUGCGAAGGUGGAAACCGUGGUGGUGGAGAAGAAGGUUGUGAGGGAAGAGCCGUCUCGUAACCUGCCGUUACCCGUGUUCCAGCAAAACUACCACGGUUCACUACUAACGCGAGGCCGGGGCGCGCUAGCGAGGCUAGCGGCGCUGGCGAUGCCUCUAGCCGGCGAGGCCGACGACCAGCCCAAGCCCACCGGCCCUAGUAGUAAGCGGAAUUUCGUGUUCGCUGCCGUCACCCCACCUGUCAAGGAGGCUAAGGCGCCGAAGCGUAAAGCAGACAACGUGAACAUCGGAACGCCGAGGCUGAUCAAGAAAUUCAAGACUGACGAAAAGAAGUUCCCUAAAGCUAGUUUAUUAGAUCACUUGAAAGCACUUUAA